Molecule: messenger RNA, 3302 nt
Organism: Acanthopagrus latus (yellowfin seabream)
Lineage: Eukaryota; Metazoa; Chordata; Actinopteri; Spariformes; Sparidae
Gene: plcd1b
Product: phospholipase C, delta 1b
Exons: 15
Coding region: 460-2694 (744 amino acids)
Biological process (GO): phosphatidylinositol-mediated signaling; lipid metabolic process
Molecular function (GO): phosphatidylinositol-4,5-bisphosphate phospholipase C activity; calcium ion binding
Source: RefSeq, a predicted model, not a curated record
AUUCACUUUGUUUUUCAUACGUUAUAUUAGCUUAACAUUAUCCCCCAAAUAUUGGUGGUGUUACCCUCUGGUUAUACUGACUAACUGUAGUCAUGUAAAAUAACUUAAAUUGUGACUCUGUUACUAGCCAAUUACUGCAUUACUAUGUUUAAUUGUGCUAGCAGCUAAAUUAGAUAAGUUAAGCUAACUAACCAUCAGAAACUGUUAGCUCGCUUCAGUGUCUGGUUAAAAGUCUUUGAAAUGGCCAAACUGUUAAAAACGGGUCAACAAAACAAACUGCGAAACGACUUAAGUAACGUUAUACCAACAAAACGCGACGAGGUUUCGAACCGCAGCCUCUUGCUAGUCGUAGUAGCUGGAGUACGUGCCUGGCUGUCAGCUGACAGCCGGAGGAACUUCUGUCAGAGACGAAAGGUGAACUUUGAGUUGGGCUGGUAAACGCCCUCCCAACGCACUGGGAUGGAGGGCGAUAUGGACCUGCAGUUCCUCCUGCAGGGGGGAGACCUCCUCAAGGUCCGCUCCUCGUCCUGGAAGAAGACCCGCUACUUCAGACUGCAGGAAGAUUGCAAGACCAUGUGGCACGAAUCCAAGAAACUCUUCAAGUCCAACCCGACCUUUUCACUCGAUGACGUCUCAGCGGUGCGAGUGGGCCGUCAGUCGGAGGGCCUGAGGAAGAGCACGGAGGAGCAGGUGGAGGGCCGCUGCUUCUCCAUCAUGUUCAAGGGCCGCCGUAAGAACCUGGACCUCAUCGCCAGCUCAGAGGAGGAGGCCAGGCAGUGGAUCAGAAGCCUGGAGAAAAUGAUACACAACAGAAACAACCUCAGCCUCCAGCAGAAGACAGAACAUUGGAUCUACACCUGCCUGAAUAAGGCCGACAAGAACAAGGAUGACAAGAUGAGUCAGUCCGAGGUGAAGAACUUCCUGCGUCUGAUCAACAUUGAAGUGGAUGACAUCUACACAGAGAUGCUCUUUGCGAAAUGUGACACAUCCAAGUCUGGAUACCUGUCUGGAGCGGAGAUUGAACACUUCUAUGACCUGCUGACCCAUCGGGAGGAAAUCGAUGUGAUCUACGGCGAGUACGCCAAAACUACGGGCUUUAUGAGUCCUGAAAACCUGGUGGACUUCCUGAUGAAAGAACAGAGAGAGAAAGCCACACUGGCGGACGCGCACAAGAUUAUCGAGAAGUACGAGCUGGAUGAAAACGCCAAGGGGAAGAAGCUACUGUCCAAAGAUGGCUUCCUCAUGUAUCUGCACACACCAGAGGCCUUGAUCUACAAUUCACAUCACAGAGAGGUGUACCAGGACAUGAGCCACCCCCUCAGCCACUACUUCAUCUCCUCCUCACACAACACCUAUCUCAUGGAGGAUCAGCUCAAAGGGCCCAGCAGCACAGAGGCUUAUGUCAGGGCUCUGCUUAAGGGCUGUCGCUGCGUGGAGCUGGACUGCUGGGAUGGAUCAGACGAUGAGCCGGUGAUCUACCACGGCUACACACUCACCUCUAAGAUCCUCUUCAAAGAUGCAAUCCAAGCCAUCAAGGACAAUGCCUUUAAGACAUCUGAUUACCCAGUCAUCCUCUCCUUGGAGAACCACUGCAGCGUGGAGCAGCAGGAAGUCAUGGCCCGCCACAUGAGCUCCAUCCUGGGCAGCGCACUCGUCACAUCCCCCCUGUGCGACGGCAUGCCCACAAACUUCCCAUCCCCAGAGGAGCUAAAGGGGAAGUUCCUGAUCAAAGGGAAGAGAUUAAACAAACUUGAAGCCACCUAUGUUCCUGAGGUGGCGGCGGCUGACGACACAGACGUGUCGGAGGAGGGAGAGUCAAAUGACGAAGAUGAGGAUGAACAAAAUGUGGAAGAGCAAAGCAAGAAGAAGAAGAAGCUGAAACUGGCCAAAGAGCUGUCCGACAUGGUGAUCUACUGCAAGAGUGUCCACUUCAAUGGCUUUGAGGACGCAAGACAAAACCUGAGCUUCUACGAGAUGUCGUCCUUCAAGGAGGGAAAGGCCAUGAAGCUGGCAGAGGAGUCGGCCAAUGCCUAUGUCCGUCAUAAUGUGGAGAAGCUGAGUCGCAUCUAUCCAGCAGGCACCCGGACCGACUCUUCCAACUAUAACCCAGUGCCUCUGUGGAAUGCUGGCUGUCAAAUUGUGGCCUUAAACUUCCAGACAGCCUGCCAAGACAUGGAUCUAAACCAGGGCAGAUUCCUGGUUAAUGGAAAAAGCGGCUACGUCCUGAAGCCUGCCUUCAUGAGGGAAGAGGCCACUGAGUUCGACCCCAUCACCCUGACCCGAGGAGACUGGCUGAAGCACAAGACGCUCCAUGUCAUGGUCAUAUCAGCGCAGCAGCUCCCCAAAGUGAACAAUAAGAAAUCCUCCAUCGUGGACCCGCUGGUUAAAGUGCAGGUGUUCGGAGUGCCAGCUGAUGUUGCUGAAAAAGAGACACCUGCUAUUGAAAACAAUGGCUUUAACCCGACAUGGAAUGAAAACCUCCAGUUCGAUGUGUACGUGCCAGAGCUGGCACUGGUGCGCUUUGCUGUCGAAGACUAUGACUCCACAUCUGAUAAUGAGUUUGUUGGACAGUACACACUUCCAUUCAACAGCUUAAAAAUGGGAUACAGACAUGUGCCUCUGCUCAAUAAGAACGGCGACAUCCUUCCCUCAGCUGGACUCUUUGUACACAUCAUGGUCCUUGAUGCAGAGUAGGAUGUCACCGACUGGCGUGUUCCUCCGCAGGACACCAGGACACCCACUACACAGCCAUGUUUUAGCUGGUUUUAAUUAGAUUUUUUUAUAUUCUUUUUGUUUGGCUCUAUAGGAGUUGUAGUUGAUGAUUAACUUAUUGGCCUGACUUCAGCACGAAAAGCAGCUGGUGUAAAACCUUAUUUUCAAUGGACAAGAGUGUUUUAAAGAUCUCCAUCUGCAACUGUUGUACUGGGAUGUGGCAAAUACUGUGCAUACACACCGGGUGUGCUAGAAUUUAUAAUAUUCCAUGACUCACAUUACAGGGAUUAUUAUACAAACAGUUUUAAUUGGGUUGUAUGAGUUGCACUAGUGUUUUACCAUGUUCAGUUUGCAAAGGCAUUUUAAGCUUGUGUCUCUGAUUCUGGUGAGUUAAUGUAUUGUCUAUUUAAAUCUUUUUAUUCCAAAAAAAAAAAAAAAAAAGAAUUCUGGAGAAGUGCAAGCCAACAUAAAAACAAUGUGCUUUGUCUUCAUCAGUAAUUUUAGUCAUCAAGUAUGAUUAUUUUUCAUGUGACAUUGUCACGUUCUUCUUUUUUGUAAAUUAAGAUGAAGAUAAAUGUUUUAAACAUGAA